Galeopterus variegatus (Sunda flying lemur) is the source of this 2277-nucleotide messenger RNA. RefSeq names its product macrophage-expressed gene 1 protein-like. The record is from RefSeq and is a predicted model, not a curated record. NCBI's taxonomy places the organism in Eukaryota, Metazoa, Chordata, Mammalia, Dermoptera, Cynocephalidae. The transcript is spliced from 3 exons. Bases 1 to 2277 code for a protein of 758 amino acids.
AUGGGGGAACCGGUAGCUCCAGGCUUCCAGGGCUGCAAGCAGGCACUGAACGUAUCGGUGCUGGCAGCGCUGCCGGGGGGCGGCUGGGACAACCUGCGCAAUGUGGAGCUGGGGCUGGUGCUGCGGCGCAACUACUCGCAGUGCCUCACCACGCAGGACGGCGAGUACCUCAUCCCGUACCACGUGCACGUGGUGCCACUGAAGGAGAGCUUCGUAGAGACCCGUGCGGAGCUCAUUGAUCACUGGCUCAGCUACACGGACGCCUGGGCAGCCUCCAUCAAUGCCGAGCUCUCCUUCCUCUCCGACCUCAAUGGUAAGUUCUCAGCCGACUGCCAGAACGUCAAGGUGUACAACCUGGAGUACCAGACAGUCACUGCCAGGGUGCAGGUCCGCCACCGCCUGUACUCUGUGAAGACCCCCGAGAUCCCUGACUUCCAGCCCGCCUUCCGGCAGCAUCUGCUGACCCUCAGCGACCACUUGGAGAACAACCAGACCCACGAGGCCGAGUACCUGGCAGAGAUGCUUGUGCUCAGGUAUGGCACGCACGUCCUCACCGAGGUGGAGGCCGGGGCCACCUUGGUGCAGGAGGACCAGGUAAGGCGGGAGCUGGUGGACAGUCAGGUCCGAGAGAAAAGCAACGUCACAGCAGCCGCCUCGGCCGUGUUCUUCCAAAUGGUCAACGCCGGGGCAGCGGCCUCCUGGCAGGCACAGAGCCAGUUCAUCCAGGACUACGUGAAGAACACGGUGGCCUCCAGGACGCGCAGCCAUGGCGGCGGGCCCUUCUACCCGGGCAUCACCCUCCGGAAGUGGCAGGAGGGCCUAGGCAACCGGCUGGUGGCCAUCAGCAGGUUGGGGCUUCCCCUGCCAGCGCUGCUGGAACCCGCGGCGCUGCCCGAGCUCCCUGCGCCCGCGGCGCUACGCGUGGCUGCAGCCGUGCGCGGCGCCAUCCGCCGCUACUACNAAAAAAUGGCAGUUUUGCAGGAAUCUGCUGGGAAGGUGGAUCAGUUUUGUAAUGUUCUUGGAGCACAGGCCNAGCUCCCUGCGCCCGCGGCGCUACGCGUGGCUGCAGCCGUGCGCGGCGCCAUCCGCCGCUACUACUCGCUCAACGCGCACCCGGGCUGCGUGCGGCGCGGCGCACCCGCCUUCGACCCCCAAGCCAACGUGGACGACGGCUCCUGCGGAGACGUCAGCCGUGCCCAGUUCCCCUUCGGCGGUGUCUUCCAGGAGUGCGAGGCCGUGUCCGGGCAGGACGCCGGGCGCCUCUGCCAGGCCUACCGCAUCCCGAACCCGCUCACUGGCGACGCCUCCUGUCCGGCCAACUACACGGCCAGCGCGCUGCACAGCACGUUAAAGACAUGCAGCCAGCCCCGCCCCGAGUGCUGGCAGCAGUGUCGGAACUGCUGGCUCUUCUUCCAGUGCUGCGAGACCCUGUGCGCCACCCGCGAGCAGCGCAGCGUGGUGCGCCUGGCUGCCUCCUGGUGCGUGCCCUCCAAGGCCUCUCCGCCGCCGGCCGCUUCAGGCUUCCUCUUUGGGGGCCUCUAUAGCCCUGGCAGCCCCAACCCGCUCACCAGGGCCCAGGCCUGUCCCUCCCACUUCUACCCACUGACGCUCUUUGGGGACUUCAAGGUGUGUGUCAGCAGCGACUUAGAGCUGGGUGCAGCCCAGGCAGUCCCCUUUGGGGGUUUCUUCAGCUGCCAGGUGGGCAAUCCCUUGGCAGGCCUGCUGAAAGGCCAGAGCCCUGGUCUCCUGAAGGAGGUAUUCUACAAGGACAGCCUCACGGACCACCCCAUGAAGUGCCCGGCCGGGUACAGCCAACACCAGGCUUACCUCAGUAAUGGCUGCCAAAUUCUCUACUGCCUCCGGGCUGGGGUGCUGUUUGACCAGCAACAGACAGCUGUUCGAAUGCCCCCAUUUCUUCCCAAGCCUCUCUUUCUCAACAGCACAAGCUCCCACAUGCUUUCUGUCCUGGCAGACUCCAGUGGUCAGCGGACCUGGGUGAGGCUGCAAGGUUCUGACCACUGGCAGCAGGCUAACAGCAAUGACCCAUCCCUGCUGGCUAAGCUCUUAAGCCAGGCUGGCUCAGGGCCCAGCAGCAGUGCCAUUGCUGGUGCCUGGGUGGGCACCAUAGUGGCUGUGGUGGCUGUUGUUUUGGGGGUAUGCUAUGGCUGCAGGUUCUACAAGAAGGGGGGCUACAGGAGGCUGCAGGAAGGCACCCUCAUAGAAGAUCAGGGGGGCUACGGGACCACUGAAACUACCACAGAGUCUGGCUCUGUCUGA